Closterium sp. NIES-65 is the source of this 1179-nucleotide messenger RNA. The record is from the annotation of a GenBank genome assembly. Lineage: Eukaryota; Viridiplantae; Streptophyta; Zygnematophyceae; Desmidiales; Closteriaceae.
AUGGAGGAUUUAGAAGGGCUGGUGUUGUUUCGUGUGGCGGGCGCUACCGGCGAUGCGGUUACCACCAUCGCCAAUAUCGCCUCCGUCUCCCGCGCCUUCGCUCGCGUCGCCCGCGCGGAGCUAUGGCCGCGUUACUGCCUCGCGCGCGCCGCGCUUGCGGAAGACGGCGAGGCGGCGGCGGUAGCGGCGGUGGCGGCGCGCUUGGUGCGCGAGGCGGCCAGCGCCGAUGCCCCGCGAAACGCGGCGAGCAGGCUGGCGCGCUGCAUGAGCGCGUGCCCGGGCAUGGUACGGGCGUGCUCCAUCGCUCUGCGAGUGCACGGGGCAAGUGAGGAUCCAUUGGAGGAGAGCGGCAGUCACUUCCCCAUUGAUUAUCACGUUAGCGACUCCUCUGCCCUCUCCUCCGCCCUCGCCGCUCAGCUUUUUGUGGACGAGUGCUUCCUUCCCGCCCCUCCUUCCCGCUCGUCGCCUCGUCCCCCUCCUUGCACCCCGAGCCGCUCCUCUUCCCACCGCUCUUCCCGCCACUCUAACACCUCCCACCCCGUCCUGCCUCCAUGCCCCUCGCCGGGGGAUGACAGGAGUGUGGGUGAAGUGGACGGGGGAAAAAAGAGGAAAGAAAGAGAGGAAGAUGGGGGGAAAGGGGCGCAAGAGGGCGCGGCUGUGUUGAUGGCAGCCGCGGGCUGUGGGUGGGAGCAGGGGGGUGAGGAUGAGCGGGGUGUUUUUGAGAAUUCUCAAAAACACCCUGUGUUGAUGGCAGCCACGGGCCGUGGGCGGGAGCAGGGGGGUGAGGAUGAGCGUUUUGAGACGUCUCUAAACCAGGAGGGCGCGGCGGUGUUGAUGGCAGCAGGGGGCUGUGGGCGGGAGCAAGAGCACGAGGAUGAGGACGAGGAUCAGCCUUGUCAUGUGGUGCAGGAAGCAGAGGUGGCUUUUGAGUCGACUCAAAAGGCGGCGGUGUUGAUGGCAGCAGGGGGCUGUGGGGACGAGCAUGAGGAUGAUGAUGAGGGCAAGGCUUGUCAUGUGGUGCGGGGAGCAAUUGCUGGGUUCAAGAAUUCACGAUUUCACAGGAUGCUGCAAGGCCAGGCGUUUGCUUCAAGCACCUGCCCCUUCUGCCAUGACCGGGCAGGGAGCGCCGCUGCUCUGCUGAAACCUGUUUUUGAGGCGCCUCAAAAACAGAUGAUAUGA